AAGAUCAUGAUGGCGUAUAUGAACCCGGGGCCCCACUAUUCGGUCAAUGCCUUGGCCCUGAGUGGCCCCAGUGUGGACCUGAUGCACCAGGCUGUUCCCUACCCAAGCGCCCCCAGAAAGCAGCGGCGGGAACGGACCACCUUCACCCGCAGUCAGCUGGAGGAGCUAGAGGCGCUGUUUGCCAAGACCCAGUACCCAGAUGUGUACGCCCGUGAGGAGGUGGCGCUCAAGAUCAACUUGCCUGAGUCCAGGGUGCAGGUUUGGUUCAAAAACCGCAGGGCCAAGUGCAGACAGCAACGACAGCAGCAGAAGCAGCAGCAGCAGCCCCCAGGGGGCCAGGCCAAGGCUCGCCCAGCCAAGAGGAAGGUGGGCACAUCCCCGCGGCCUGCCACGGAUGUCUGUCCUGAGCCUCUGGGCAUCUUAGACUCCUACAGCCCCCCUCUUCCAGGUCCCUCAGGCUCCCCUACCACUGCGGUGGCCACUGUGUCUAUCUGGAGUCCGGCCUCAGAGUCCCCUUUGCCUGAGGCCCAGCGGGCUGGGCUAGUGGCCUCGGGGCCCUCCCUAACCUCUGCCCCCUAUGCCAUGACCUACGCCCCAGCCUCUGCUUUCUGCUCUUCUCCCUCAGCCUAUGGGUCUUCAAGCUCCUAUUUCAGUGGGCUGGAUCCCUACCUGUCUCCCAUGGUGCCCCAGUUGGGAGGUCCUGCUCUCAGUCCCCUCUCGGGCCCAUCUGUGGGGCCCGCCCUGGCCCAGUCUCCCACCUCUCUGUCAGGCCAGAGCUAUGGCGCCUACAGCCCCGUGGACAGCUUGGAAUUCAAGGAUCCCACAGGCACCUGGAAAUUCACCUACAAUCCCAUGGACCCUCUGGACUACAAGGAUCAGAGUGCCUGGAAGUUUCAGAUCUUGUAG
Molecule: messenger RNA, 906 nt
Organism: Castor canadensis (American beaver)
Lineage: Eukaryota; Metazoa; Chordata; Mammalia; Rodentia; Castoridae
Product: cone-rod homeobox protein
Biological process (GO): multicellular organism development; regulation of transcription by RNA polymerase II
Cellular component (GO): nucleus
Molecular function (GO): DNA-binding transcription factor activity, RNA polymerase II-specific; RNA polymerase II cis-regulatory region sequence-specific DNA binding
Source: RefSeq, a predicted model, not a curated record